AUGGGGCUCAAGGGUUGGAUUCAUGACACAAACCUGCGCAUCGCGCGCAGCCCGGUGGGAAGAUGGUUUCGUCUGGAGAACUCCGGCCACUGGAGUAAUGUGAUACAAAAGCCAAGGGAACGCAAGGGCAGCUUCUUCUUCACCGAGCUUCGCGCCGGUCUUGCCACCUUCUUCGCCAUGGCCUACAUCAUCUCGGUGAAUAGUACCAUCACCUCCGAGUCCGGUGGUACUUGUGUCUGCCCGGCCGACAGCAUCGCCGACUUCUGCGCUACCAACCAGGAAUACCUGAUUUGUGUGCAGGAGGUGAAGCGCGACAUCGUGACUGCCACUGCCGCCAUUGCUGCCCUGUCAACUUUCUGCAUGGGUCUCUUUGCCAAUUUGCCCAUCGCGCUGGCCCCCGGCAUGGGUCUCAAUGCUUAUUUCGCCUACACCGUGGUCGGAUACCAUGGCAAUGGGUUGAUCCCGUAUUCAGUCGCUCUGACCGCCGUCUUUGUCGAGGGUUGGGUGUUCCUGGGCCUCACCCUUCUCGGCAUGCGACAAUGGCUAGCACGUGCAAUUCCCAUCUCGAUCAAGCUCGCCACUGGUGUUGGCAUCGGUCUUUACCUUGCCUUGAUCGGGUUGACCUACAGUGCUGGCAUUGGACUGGUUCAAGGCGCCACAUCUACGCCGAUCGAGUUGGCUGGAUGUGCGGCCGAGCACUUUGACAAGGAAACUGGCUUGUGUAUCAGCAGCGAGAAGAUGCGCAAUCCUACCAUGUGGAUCGGGAUUUUCUGUGGUGGCUUUCUCACCGUGCUCUUGAUGAUGUAUCGGGUCAAGGGUGCGAUCAUCAUGGGAAUUCUGCUUGUGUCGAUCAUCUCAUGGCCGCGUUCGACUCCCGUGACCUACUUUCCUCACACUGCACUCGGCGACAGUAUGUUUGAUUUCUUCAAGAAAGUGGUGACGUUCCACCCAAUCACCAAGACCCUCGUCGCACAGGAUUGGAAUAUUUCCGACCACGGUGGCCAAUUCGGCUUGGCCUUUAUCACUUUCCUGUACGUUGAUAUUCUCGAUACAACGGGUACUAUGUACUCGAUGGCCCGAUUCGCUGGUGUCAUCGACGAACGCACGCAGGACUUUGAAGGCAGCGCCAUCGCCUACAUGGUUGACGCCAUUUCCAUCUCGAUCGGUUCUCUCUUCGGCAGUCCCCCUGUCACGGCCUUUGUCGAGUCUGGCGCCGGCAUUUCCGAGGGCGGCAAGACAGGCUUAACUUCCUGCGUGACGGGACUGGCCUUCUUCAUUUCGGUCUUCUUCGCCCCCAUCUUCGCAUCCAUUCCACCCUGGGCCACCGGAUGCACUCUCGUGAUCGUGGGCACUAUGAUGGCCAAAUCCGCAGCGAACAUCAACUGGCGAUACUUUGGCGACGCGGUCCCAGCAUUCUUGACCAUUGCCAUCAUGCCCUUCACCUACAGUAUCGCCUACGGUCUCAUUGCCGGCAUCUUGAGCUACGUCAUCCUCAACGGUACAGCCUGGCUCUUGGAAAAGGCCAGUGGUGGUCGAAUUGUGCCCCCGAACAAGGACGAAUCUGACCCAUGGUCCUGGAAGGUUCCCGGUGGUGUUUUGCCUCCGUGGGUGAAGCGCGCUGCUCACGGCAAGAAGGACUUUUGGCGUCAAGAUGAGGAGCAGGCUGUUCAUGAUGACUUGGGCUCUAUGGAAUCCUCUCAUGAGCGUGUGGCUAUCGAAAAGACACCGCAUAACGCUUGA
Molecule: messenger RNA, 1740 nt
Organism: Penicillium diatomitis
Lineage: Eukaryota; Fungi; Ascomycota; Eurotiomycetes; Eurotiales; Aspergillaceae
Product: NCS2 family permease
Exons: 4
Coding region: 1-1740 (579 amino acids)
Biological process (GO): transmembrane transport
Cellular component (GO): plasma membrane
Molecular function (GO): purine nucleobase transmembrane transporter activity
Source: RefSeq, a predicted model, not a curated record